Messenger RNA from Cordyceps fumosorosea ARSEF 2679, 1293 nucleotides. RefSeq names its product ornithine aminotransferase. Gene Ontology annotation, cellular component: cytoplasm. NCBI's taxonomy places the organism in Eukaryota, Fungi, Ascomycota, Sordariomycetes, Hypocreales, Cordycipitaceae. The transcript is spliced from 3 exons. Gene Ontology annotation, molecular function: identical protein binding; L-ornithine transaminase activity; pyridoxal phosphate binding. Bases 1 to 1293 code for a protein of 430 amino acids. The record is from RefSeq and is a predicted model, not a curated record.
AUGGCCGACUCCCGCUUCCACGCCUCCUCCACCAAGGCCGCAAUCGGCGCCGAGAACGAGUUCGCCGCCCACAACUACCACCCCCUUCCCGUUGUCUUCGCCAAAGCCCAAGGAAUCAAUGUCUGGGACCCCGAGGGCCGCAAGUACAUGGACUUCCUGUCCGCCUACAGUGCCGUCAACCAGGGCCACUGCCACCCGGAGCUUGUCAAGGCCCUCACCGACCAGGCCUCGCGCCUCACACUGAGCUCGCGCGCUUUCCACAACGACGUCUUCCCCAAGUGGGCUGAAAAGGUCCGCAAUGUCUUUGGCUACGACAUGGUCCUGCCCAUGAACACCGGUGCCGAAGCUACCGAGACUGCCGUCAAGGUCGCCCGCAAAUGGGCGUACAAGGUCAAGGGCGUUGACAAGGGCAAGGCUCUCGUCUUUGCCGUUGCCGAGAACUUCCACGGCCGCACUAUGGCCGCCAUUACUCUGUCCACCGACCCCGAGUCCAAGGACAACUACGGUCCCUAUAUUCCCAACAUCGGUGCCACAUCCCCCUCCACUGGCAAGCCCAUCCGAUAUAACAACAUUGCCGAUAUCGAAGAGGUCCUCGAAGCCCACGGAAAGGACACUGCCGCCUUCAUCAUCGAGCCCAUCCAAGGAGAGGCCGGUGUCAUGGUCCCCGACGAGGACUACCUGGCCAAGGUCCAGGCGCUUUGCACCAAGCACAACGUGCUUCUCAUCGCCGACGAGAUCCAGACCGGUAUCGGGCGCACCGGCAAGAUGCUCUGCUCCGAGUGGGCCGGCAUCAAGCCCGACAUGGUGACGCUCGGAAAGGCCAUCUCCGGCGGCAUGUACCCGGUCAGCGCUGUCCUUGCCAGCAAGGAGGUCAUGAUGGUAGUCGAGCCCGGCACGCACGGCUCAACCUAUGGUGGCAACCCUCUGGGCUGCGCCGUCUCCAUCCGCGCCCUCGAGCUCAUCGAGGAGGAGAACAUGAUUGAGAACGCCCAGCGCCUCGGUGAGAUUUUCCGCCAGAGCCUUCUCGACCUCAAGUCGCCCAUCCUCAAGAUUGUCCGCGGCAAGGGCCUUCUCAACGCUUGCGUCAUUGACGAGUCUGCCACCAACGGCCACUCCGCCUGGGACCUGUGCAUGCUGCUCAAGGAGAAGGGUCUGCUUGCCAAGCCCACUCACGGCGACAUCAUCCGCUUCGCCCCUCCCAUGGUCAUCACCGAGGAGGAGCUGCGAAAGGGCGUGAGCAUCAUCGCCGAGGCUCUCAAGGAGCUGCCCAACGCCCCCAAGGCCGACCACUAA